CGUCUGCUUGCUGUGUGGGCCGUAGAGUGAGAGAACCAUGGAUGGAUGGUCCCGCGUCAUUCUGUCAGCAGUGUUGGUGAUCGUGGCACGGAGUCAACAGCUACCACAAGUUUCCAUGGUAACUCCAUUUACGCCACUCUUCUCUGGGGACACCGUCACACUAAGAUGUGACGUCACGCCGCCGGGGAGCCAAAUCGCAUGGUACUUCAAGGAUGACCCGAUUACCGAUCAAGGGAAGCAAUUUUAUGUCAUUGCUGCCGCGGGGACCCAGCACUCUGGGCCCUACCGGUGUGAGGCCAAUGGCCAACGGAGCAACGAAUUCCUCAUCUCCGUUUAUGAUUUAAUUCCCUUGGCGACGCUCUCCAUCAGCACCGGUUGGCCAGUGACGCAAACCGGCGGUUCCUUCAUCCUGGCGCUCGAGGCUGAGGAUGGCCUACAGGGGUGGAGAUGCUGGGUAUAUAAGGAAGAGAUGGUGAAAAGGAUCGCCUUCAGACAGAGCCCAGAGCCUGUUAAGUUGUUGCAUCUUGACCUGGCUAACUCCAUGGGGUUGUACUGGUGCAGCAGUGACAACAACCUCACUCGGAGCAACCCAAUCACCAUCAGGACCUCAGAGAAGUUGGUGUUGCUCGAGUCCCUGCCUGGGCCUGCCCGGGUCGGGGGGAGCCUGACCCUGGAGUGCGUUGUCGUGGGGACCAAACGGGUUAGCCGCGUGGCGUUCUACAAGGACGGGCAGGUGAUACAGACCGGUACCAAGACAACCUACGAAAUCAGCAAUGUGACACUGGCUUCGGAGGGGAGCUAUAAAUGCGAGGCCACCUACAACUUCAGUGAACAAACCGAGGGGCCUCCAUACCAGGAAGCUUCUGACGCUCAACCGCUGUUUGUCCAAGCAAGUCCUCUGAAGACUGUUGUUGAAGAUGGCAUGUCGUGCUCCUGCUCUCGUUGCACCCAAAACGCCUCCUAUCAGUGGUACUACAAGAAAACACCUGAUAAGCCGUGGGCGCCUUCGGAGAAAGGGGUGAGCUACAGUGGGGCCAAGGAGGAGGGCAUGUACGCGUGCAGAGCAGUGUGGCCCAACAUGAGAAGUUUGAUGAGUGACCCCCACACGUUGGGUGGAAGCAACAUGGUUAUCGUCGUUACAGUGGUGCUUAUCGGGAUUGUAAUGGCCCUCAUCGUCCUCACCGUGGCGGUCCUUUACUACAAGACCACAAAAAGGAGACAUGUUGAACCCCUUUACCAGGAUGUUGGUAUGACCGUUUACGUGUCUCCUUCAGAUGAAGGAGACGGGGACACAUACGAACCACUCCGGGAUAAGCCUGGCACAACGAGAGACGAUUACCAGACUAUAGUGUCUCGGGGAGAGGAGAGGGUGGCGGGGGACUACCAAAAGAUGGAGCAAGUGGAGGAGAAGGAUGGGAUGUACCAUACUCUGCAAAAAGUAGAACAAUCCCCGUCACAAGAGGUGAUACAAACAGGUGAGGAAUAA
Molecule: messenger RNA, 1486 nt
Organism: Lampris incognitus (smalleye Pacific opah)
Lineage: Eukaryota; Metazoa; Chordata; Actinopteri; Lampriformes; Lampridae
Product: Fc receptor-like protein 5
Exons: 8
Coding region: 38-1486 (482 amino acids)
Biological process (GO): cell surface receptor signaling pathway
Molecular function (GO): transmembrane signaling receptor activity
Source: RefSeq, a predicted model, not a curated record